Messenger RNA from Trichoderma reesei QM6a, 1068 nucleotides. RefSeq lists its product as uncharacterized. Bases 1 to 1068 code for a protein of 355 amino acids. Gene Ontology annotation, cellular component: U2 snRNP; U2-type spliceosomal complex. Gene Ontology annotation, biological process: mRNA splicing, via spliceosome. The record is from RefSeq and is a predicted model, not a curated record. The transcript has 2 exons. Gene Ontology annotation, molecular function: RNA binding. Lineage: Eukaryota; Fungi; Ascomycota; Sordariomycetes; Hypocreales; Hypocreaceae.
AUGGACGUGCCGUUCCCGACCGACGUGCGCGAGUUCGACAGCGACGAGCGCAUCUCCUUCUCCAAGCUCGACAACAAGUUCAUCGCGGUGCAUGACGAUGGAACCGAGUUCGAAUUCGAUGCCGAGCUGAAGAAAUGGGUGCCGACUGAGGAAGAGCCGCUGGAAGACGAGUUGAACGACCUUAGAGAAUACAGCGGAACCCCUGCGGAGGGUGACGCGCUGCACAAAAAGCGAAAGCAUGACGAGGAGAAUGGCGACGAGAAACCCCCGCCGCAACCCAAGCAGAACACUGCCGUCUACGUAACCGGCCUCCCCGCCGACGCCACGGUCGAAGAAGUCCACGACUUGUUCUCUCGCAAGGCCGGUGUCAUUGCCGAGGAAAUCGACAGUGGAAAGCCGCGCAUCAAGAUGUACACAGACGCCGAGGGUAACUUCAAAGGCGAUGCGCUCAUUGUCUUCUUCAAGCCCGAGAGCGUCAACAUGGCCAUCAUGCUGCUGGACGACACCGAGUUCAGGUUCCUGCCCAAUGGCUCGACGGAGGGCAGAAUCCGAGUCCAGGCCGCCGAUUCAAGCUACAAGAAGACGCAGUACGACCAGGAGAAUACUGGUGAAGCGAGCAACGGAAAUGGCCAGAAACGACAGCGAAACGAAAAGGAUCGACAGAAAAUCAUCAAGAAGACGCAGAAGCUAGCUGCUAAGCUCGCUGACUGGGACGACGACGAGCCAUAUCUGGCGCCGGUGCAGCCGAACUCGAAGCGGGACAGGACAGUCAUCCUACGGCACAUGUUCACGCUGCAGGAGCUGGAGGAAGACCCCGCGGCUCUGCUGGAGAUUAAGGAAGACAUCAGAGACGAGUGCUCCAAGCUCGGCCCCGUCACCAGCGUGGUCCUGUACGAUCUGGAGCCCGAAGGCGUGGUAUCCGUCAGGUUCAAGACCGCUGAGGCGGCAGCUGCCUGCAUCAAGCUCAUGCACGGACGGAGCUUUGGCGGCAACAUCGUUCACGCGACAUUGGCGACCGGUGAGAAGUUCAAGAAGUCGCAGAAUGAAACCCACGAGCACUCGGAUUAG